Molecule: messenger RNA, 438 nt
Organism: Rotaria socialis
Lineage: Eukaryota; Metazoa; Rotifera; Eurotatoria; Philodinida; Philodinidae
Source: the annotation of a GenBank genome assembly
AAACUAGCUAAAUAUAAUGUUUCGCUUAUGGCUUAUCGAGCAUCACUCAAACCUGAAAUAACUGUUUCAACAACUGAAACAGAAGAUGAUGGCAGUAUGGAUGCUUUUCCUCGUCGAGAAGAUGUUCUCAUUCGCAUGUCUCCACCGCCUGUACCAUCACGUAAUCUCAUUCAGACGACUACUACACCAAUUGCAAGCUAUGAUUUUCGAUUACCACCAUCAGUAAAUAGCGUUAGAUCACAACAACGCAUAGAGACGCAAGCAACUCAAUCUUUCUCAACAAAUGAUAUGGAAAAAACAGAAAUAACUACAUCCCAACUAGCUCCACAAGCAAAAAAGAAAAAUAGAAUCGAACAAAUCGACAAACCAACAUCACCUUUCUCAUCUCCGCGCAGACAUAUACCUAAAUCGCAAGAAUAUCCUUAUCAAAAUGUAUAA